Messenger RNA from Microthlaspi erraticum, 534 nucleotides. NCBI's taxonomy places the organism in Eukaryota, Viridiplantae, Streptophyta, Magnoliopsida, Brassicales, Brassicaceae. The record is from the annotation of a GenBank genome assembly.
AUGUGUGAUGCAUCUGACUAUGCAGUAGGAGCAGUGCUUGGCCAAAAGAUAGACAAGAAACUCAAUGUCAUCUACUAUGCAAGCAAGACUAUGGAUGAUGCUCAAUGCAAGUAUGCAACCACAGAGAAGGAGCUCCUUGCCAUAGUCUUUGCCUUUGAGAAAUUUCGAAGCUAUAUAGUUGGGUCCAAGGUGAUUGUGCACACUGACCAUGCUGCCCUUAGGCACAUCUUUGCUAAGAAAGAUACAAAGCCAAGACUUCUCAGAUGGAUCCUUUUGCUUCAAGAGUUUGACAUAGAAGUUGUGGACAAAAAGGGAGUAAAGAAUGGAGUUGCUGAUCAUCUCUCUAGGAUGCGAGUUGAAGACAUGAUCCCCAUCAAUGAUUCUAUGCCUGAAGAACAGCUUAUGGCAAUCAUGAUCUUGAAGGAGAGUUUUGAUGAGAAAGUCAGGCUGGAAGAAGUUAAGGCUCUGCGUGAUGAGAAUUUGCCAUGGUAUGCUGAUAUAGUGAACUUCAUGGUGUCCUGGAGAAGUCCCUAG